Molecule: messenger RNA, 3264 nt
Organism: Bicyclus anynana (squinting bush brown)
Lineage: Eukaryota; Metazoa; Arthropoda; Insecta; Lepidoptera; Nymphalidae
Product: cilia- and flagella-associated protein 45-like
Exons: 12
Coding region: 338-1921 (527 amino acids)
Source: RefSeq, a predicted model, not a curated record
GAGAAAACUGACACUUGACAGUGACAUUAGAUUACAUAGUGAUGUAAUUUGUUUUCUGAUGGUUUCUGAAUUUGUUUUCGAUUUUCUCGGUCUUUUGACUGUUUUCAAUCAAAUUAAAUAAUAUUGAAAUAUUUUUAUAUAAGUAUUAUUACUAUAAAAUUACAAGAACUACGAAGGUUAUAAGUAUACAAUUAGCCUCAGACGAAUUAUAGUUAGCAAUUGGUCCUCAGAAACAUUAACAACCGUUACCAAGCAACCAGUUAAUAUAAAAAUUGGUACGGUAAUACGAGAAGAUAUUAUUCAUUUAGAUUAGUUUUUUACUGUUUAAAUUUAUAGAAUGCCGAAAGCUGUAAAAAAUCUACACGAAGGUAUAAAGUAUCACAACAUACGAAAAGGGAAAGAACCGGGAUGUUACCAGUUACACAGACCAUCGCAAUGUCGGCUUAGGUUUCCUGUAACUAAUAAACCUAUACACAAAUGUGAACAAUCUGAACACGAGGUCAUCAUGGUCCCACAGAACAACGGGUUUCGAAACCUCCUGGUUCCGAAGGAAAAACCAAUACUUUACCCGGCUGUCAUCCCAAAGAAUGAGUAUGACCGAUUGAAAAAGCAGGCCAAGAUAGUAACGCAAGAGGAACAGCUAAAAGCGAUGCACGCUCAGGAAGCAAUGAUAAAAAAAGCUGCCGAAGAAUCCGAAAUUAGAAAAACGAAACUUAAACAGCAGUUGAUGCCCCAGCCCGGUGCUGAAGCGGCUUCCGGCCAAGCGGACCCAGAGCUCGAUGGACCGGAUCAGGCUGCGCAUACUUUGUCCAGAGCUGAGAUACUUCGCGCCAACAACAUGCAAGGUCCCAGGCUCUGCAACCGCGUCAUCCUCGCGUCCAAGUGUCACGCCAUCCGCGAUGCGCAGAUCUCGGAAAAAGAGCUCCUCAAGAAGGAAUUCGAUGAAGAAGAAAAAAGACUGGACGCAGUAAUGGAAGAAAAUCGCCGAGCAGCUGUUGAAAGAGCCGAGGCAGAAGAAGAAAGACGGCAUCAGCUUCGUCUGCAGAACCUCUCCGCGCUUAAGGAACAAAUUCAAGCCCAUGAAACGGCUAAGAUCAUGGAAGCAGAACGUAUAGAAGAGGAAAGUAUCCGCGUGAACCAAGCCAACAUCGCGAUGCAAGUUGACGAGGCCCAGAAGCUGAAAGAGAAGCAAAACAGACAGGCAAAGCUCAAGGAAAUGUUAGAUCAAGGUAACGCUGAACUGCUGUACUACAAGCAAUUACAGAAUGAAGAGGAACGUAUAAUGGAUUUAAGAACGUCAAAUUUUAUCAAGAAAAAGCAAGAACGUGAGGCCAAGAAUAGAGCUGAAGCGGAAGCCGUCAAAGCUGCUAAACAGAAAGGAAUCGACCACAUCGCUAAAGCACAAAAAGCAGAACAAGAGCUCAAGGAGGAGUUGGAACGUAUCCGCAAUCUGAAAAUCCAAGAGGACGUAGAGCGCGAAUAUCGUCGCAAGGAGCGCGAGGCAGCUGUUAGACGUAACCGAGAGAUGAGGGCACUGCAUGAGGCCAGAGUCCAUCAGAUAAACGAUAUACAUCGUCUCAUUGCUAGAGAAAUAGCAAAAGACGAGCAGAGUUUCAACAACGCGGCGCGUCAGAAUGAAGAGUUCAUUCGCAAGGAGAAAGAGCUGGACGAGAAACACAAGGCGCGUGUAGAGAAACAUCGCCAAGAAAUCAUGAAGCAAAUCAACGAUAAGGAACGUGCUCGUGCGGAACUCCGCGAGAAGAUUCACAACGAAGGUGUUGCUCUGCGCAUGGAGCAAGAACAACAAGACAAGUACGAGAGAAGAGUAAUUAAACAGAAGGUGGCUGACAUGAGACAUCAAAAAGUUUCUGAAAAGUAUGUAAAAGAAGUUGAACAGACACUUGGGAAAUAUGGUUAUUAAUAUUAACCAUAGGUACCUACUUGAUCCAGAAUUUCGGAUAUUUUUGAUCGUUGUUUUAAUAAACUUGGAAAGCAAUAAACUUAGCCUGUGUAGUGCGGCCUUGGCCCGGCUUAAUAUGAGAAUCUGUAGAGAUUAACUGUAUGUUAUAUGUAAAAAACCGGACAAGUACAAGUCGGAGUCGCCCAACGAGGGUUCCGUACGUAUUUAUAAUUAUUAAACAUUUAAAUUACAAAUGUAGUUUUGAGAUUUUUUCUUGUGCCUUACAUAGUUCGUGGUCAACAGGAAAUACUCUAUCCCCCAUAUCCACUAACUUGGAAUAUGAUAUAAACCUCAAAUAUCGUCAAGUAAAGUAGACCCUAAUUACUAGUUUAAAGUACCGUAGGUACAAAGCCGAAGAGUUUUGAUUCCUCUGAGUGUCGAAAUAUGCGUGUUUUUUGCUGAAUAAACGGCCGUAUCUUUUUUUUACGUUAACUUAGAAGUUUGAUAUUUUUGACCUCAAACGGUUUAAAUUUCAACUUGAUACCUCCACGCGGCUCAUAAAUAAAGGAACAGACAGACAGACGGACGGAAAACAAACGAAGUGAUCCUACAAGGGUUCAGUUUUUCCUUUUGACGUACGGAACCCUAAAACACUGUUGAAGAGCAGACUUUGGUGGUCUCUAGCGUAAUUUUAAAAAUUGGCGAUAACGGACUAGUUAGACAUGUUAUCCCAUAGUUUGAACACAAUAGAGAGUUAUUCGCACGGGAGUUUUUUUAACAAACUUUAAAAAAGCGUUCAAAUACAACAAAACACAAAUGUAUUUCUAAGUGUAAGCACACAACAAAGUUUUUAAACACUACGCUUUUUUAGAGCAGUGUUGCAUUUAUAAUUUUGGGCGUUGGAAAUAGACCUUCAUUUACCUUCAUACUAUGUUUGAAUGCGUUAAAAACUCUCGUGCGAAUGAAAUUUGCUACCUGCCUACCUCCAAAAGUUUAUAGUUGCCUGCAAUACCAUACUUACCUAUGGUAUAAGUAUCCGAUGAAGGGAUCACAGGAUAAAUUAAUUUGAGAGAGGAUGUAGGGCAUUUUGAAUUGUUUAGAUUAGAUUUUAUUUGUGAUUCAAAAAUAAACUGCACUUUGACACUGAAUAAAAUGUCUUUAAUUAAAAAAAUCAUUAUUAUAUAACUAUACAUUAGAUGAAAAUAAUUAAUAAUUACAAUAGCCAACAUUAUAUUGAUGACAAUAUAAUAAUUAUAUAUUUUAACUAACCAAGUUGCAAAUACUUUAGCUUUACUUCAAGCCAUUUUGCUUUUAAAAUCAAUUUUAAGAUGUUUUUUUUUAAAUUAAAAAUUAAUUUAUUUCAA